Mugil cephalus (flathead mullet) is the source of this 4433-nucleotide messenger RNA. It is a transcript of the gene kcnq5b, whose product is annotated as potassium voltage-gated channel, KQT-like subfamily, member 5b. Gene Ontology annotation, cellular component: membrane. The transcript has 15 exons. Gene Ontology annotation, molecular function: voltage-gated potassium channel activity. Gene Ontology annotation, biological process: transmembrane transport; potassium ion transport. The coding region runs from base 1083 to 4205 and encodes 1040 amino acids. The record is from RefSeq and is a predicted model, not a curated record. NCBI's taxonomy places the organism in Eukaryota, Metazoa, Chordata, Actinopteri, Mugiliformes, Mugilidae.
GAAGAGUUAAAGUCUGUGUGAUAGUAGUGCUCUGUGUGAAGAGGAAGUUCAGACAUGAGAUUCAACUGACGCAUAGUUUUCACUUCUGGUGCAGCAGAAUCACUUUUGAGUUCAUGAUAUUUAAACACAGCAGCACUUUCAACAACGGAAUGUCUAACAGGUUCAAAACGAACUUCUUCACAGAUGUGAUGGGUCUUCUGAUGCCACGGUUUGCAGUGGCAGCAUAUGACAGAGCAGUUAUGUAUGCACUUGCGGGGCUUUACUUUUGCAGAUUUAAUCAGAUGAAACCAUAACACCCUUUCCACAAACGCAGAUAACACGAAUGACUCCGAGCCAUCGAAUCCAAAGUAAUUUGGGUUACACCAUAAUAUUUUCUGCAGAUGUUCGGUGUGCCGUCCUGUGCGCUCUCUUUUCCAGCCCACCAAAUGGAAAAUUCAUCAGAACCCACGUUACCUGAUAGGCCUUUUUUUUCUUUCUAAAACGUGGUGUAAUUUGGAACUUUUUUUUUCUUCUGGUAAUUGAAUAACACGAGGAGCGAGGAUCGCCGGUUGCUCAUUUGCAUCUCCCCUGGCUUCGCGCGCAGCGCCUCCUAAGACAAAAACACUCCAAAGAGAAGCUGAAAGCCUCAUUCUCAAAAAUCUGUGGAGUUAAGAUGAAACCAAACGGCGAUAAAGAGAGAAUCGCCGGUCGCGCACAGAACUGAUGCGUAUCUGUGGUGGACGCGCAGCUUCAAGCAACAGGCAGCAGUGGAAAGAGAGUCUGUGCUGAAAUUUAGUGAUAAAAUGUCACGACACGGACACACGUUGCACCUAUAACUUGUUAUUCUAUCGCGGUGGGUGGGACAGUCGUCGUGGAUACCUUUACGCGCGGUAGUAUUUGUGUAAAUGAGGGGUUGAUGCAAGAGGAAAGAGGGCGGUGUGUGCGUGUGUGACGGUUGGCCGUGUGCCUUGCUGAUGCUGCUUUCACUCCCAACUCAUCGCCUGUUUGGCUGCGUCUCACACGUGUAAUUUACCGUCCGUCCAGGGCAGGACACGCAUGCUUGAAAAGACCUCGGCGCACUUGAUGCCCGCUCCGGUGAUGCCAUGCCCCGGAACCACAGCGGAGACGAAGGUGGCACCGGGCUCUGGAUGAGGACGUCGCCGGGGCACCGUGGCGAAGGCGUGAAAGAUGUGGAGUCCGGACGAAAGAUGAUGAACAACGCGGGAGACGGUCUGCUGUCAGCCUCUGCCGCCGCAGGUGCUGCCGGCUCCGAGAGCCUGAGGGGGAAGCAGGGCGCCCGGCUCAGUCUGCUGGGGAAGCCGCUCAUCUACAGCGCGCAGAGCGGCCGCAGAAACGUGCGCUACCGGCGACUUCAGAACUACCUGUACAACGUGUUGGAGAGACCGAGGACCUGGGCGUUCAUCUACCACGCGUUCGUGUUCAUCUUGGUCUUCAGCUGCCUGGUCCUCUCUGUGUUCUCCAGUAUCCCUGCUCAUCAGGACUUCUCCUCCAGCUGUCUACUCAUUCUGGAGUUUGUGAUGAUUGUGGUGUUUGGAUUGGAGUACAUCAUUCGUAUCUGGUCAGCGGGAUGCUGCUGUCGCUACAGAGGAUGGCAGGGUCGACUGCGCUUCGCCAGGAAGCCCUUCUGUGUCAUAGACAUCAUAGUGCUGAUAGCAUCGGUGGCCGUGGUGUCGGCGGGCAGCCAGGGCAACAUCUUCGCCACCUCGGUCCUGCGGAGUCUGCGUUUCCUGCAGAUCCUACGGAUGGUGCGGAUGGACCGGAGAGGAGGAACCUGGAAGCUGCUGGGCUCUGUAGUGUACGCACACAGCAAGGAACUGGUGACCGCCUGGUACAUCGGCUUUUUGGUCCUGAUCUUCUCCUCCUUCCUCGUCUACCUGGUGGAGAACAAGUUCAACAAGGACUUCGCUACCUACGCUGACGCCCUGUGGUGGGGCACGAUCACCCUGACGACCAUUGGCUACGGGGACAAGACGCCAAAGACGUGGACAGGACGGAUGCUGUCGGCGGGCUUCGCCCUCCUUGGCAUCUCCUUCUUUGCUCUGCCAGCAGGUAUCCUGGGCUCAGGCUUUGCCUUGAAGGUCCAGGAGCAGCACAGACAGAAGCACUUUGAGAAGAGGAGAAACCCAGCAGCUUACCUCAUCCAGUGUGUUUGGCGUAGUUAUGCGGCUGAUGAGAACUCGGUUUCCAUUGCUACCUGGAAGCCUCACUUGAAGGCGUUGCAUACCUGCAGCCCUACAAAGAAGGACCAGGAGUCAACCACAAGCCAGAAGUUGAGCUUCAAGGAGCGGGUGAGGAUGGCAAGCCCCCGAGGCCAGAGCAUCAAGAGCAGGCAGACGUCUUCGAUGAACGACCGGCGCUCUCCGGUGGCUGAGGCCGGUACAGAGGGGACCAGCCCCGCCAAGGUGCAGAAGAGCUGGAGCUUCAACGACCGCACGCGCUUCAGGCCCUCGCUCCGCCUCAAGAGCCAGUCCCGCUCCACCAACGAUGCAGAGUCCAACAUGGCCGCAGAGGAUGGUUUUGACGACAAGGGGUGUCACUGUGAGAUCUCGGUGGAGGACUUGCUGCCCCCAGUGAAGUCGGUCAUCCGAGCCGUCAGGAUAAUGAAGUUUCAUGUUGCCAAGAAGAAGUUUAAAGAGACCCUGCGUCCAUAUGACGUGAAGGAUGUGAUUGAACAGUACUCUGCUGGUCACCUGGACAUGCUGUGUCGUAUCAAGAGCCUGCAGACCCGGCUGGACAUGAUAGUCGGCCCACAGCCCCUGAGCAGCCGAGCCAAGAUCUUUUCCUCCCCUUCACUGCCUGUCUUUUACAGUCAGGGCAGAAAAACCUCCACCCAGGGGGUGGACCAAAUCCUGGGGAAGGGCCAGGUCCCUCUGGAUAAGAAGAUUCGAGAGAAGCUGCUGUCUGAUGGAGAUUUAUUGGAGGACAUGAGCAUGUUGGGUCGUGUCUGUAAGGUGGAGCGCCAGGUCCAGUCCAUUGAGUCGAAGCUGGACUCCCUGCUAGACAUUUACCGGCAGGUUUUGCGUAAAGGCUCGUCUUCGGCCCUCACGCUCUCCUCCCUGCCACUUUUCGAGCUGGAGCAGACCUCUGACUACCACUCCCCUGUCUUCAGCAAGGACCUGCCCUGCUCCACUCAGGUCAGCAGUGGCGGAGCGCCUCCCCCUGGCGGCUUUGUUACACGGUCCUCCACCAACUCCCACCUCUCGCAGGGAGGCCUCCACCUCAUUCUGGCGCCCCCGAAUGACCUCAACCUCAACGCUUCCUCUUCCACGCCCCCCUCUGGCCUCGCAUCCUCCUCUUUCAGCCCGUCGCCACUGCCUCGUCACCACCAGCACCACCACCAUUGCCCUAACCCGGCUCAGGCCACCACACCGGAAAGUGGCACCGAUGACGCUGUGGGGAACUCUCCGCCCAUCCUCACUCUAAACAGUGUCACCAGUUCUGGGGGCAGAGAUGGGGGGUUUCCGCUUCUGGCGAGACUUCCACCGCCGCCGCCUCCUAAUCGAAACGGUGGCCCGGGCAAUUUGGUCGCAUCCCCCAACAUGGAGGAUUUUUGUGGAGGUCUGGGGAUGCAGGACAGCGGUGUCAGAGAGGAUGCUGGUCUCCGUUUGGGGCCGGGCAGACUGGAGCAGCAGCCCCAAGGCUGCAACAACAGCAGUGGCAGGUUUAAUGCUAAGGAGGAGGGCUCUUGGAGGAGACAUAUGAGCCUGGAGCUGGAACCCCUUGUGACGCCCGCCCUGGGCUGCUGCUCUGAGCCCAUCCAGAUGGACCGUGUUAUGGGCAAGUCUAUGUCAGUGCAGGACCUCAUGCAGGUGGCCCCAGGCGCCGUCCGGGAUACCCACCACAUCCACAGCUUGUCAUCUCCAAGCCCAAGUACAAGUAGUGACUCCCCCACAGGUUUCCACAGCUGUAGCCAAGACCCUGGAGGAAGAGGGGGCAUGGGUGGCAAAGGCCAGAGUGAUGGUGGAGGUGGAUGGGGGGAGGAAGACCUUUUUAUUAGCGACAGGGACAUAGGAGCACAGGGAUUUGACUUCCUGUCACAGGGAACUUCUGAAACCAACACAUUCUCCUUGGAGCUCCUGAGGACAGGAGGAAGAGCAGGGGCAGGGUCCCAGGGCUCUAACCAUAGCCCAGCCAGUGGGCUUGCAUCUUCUCCCUCGACUGCCAGCACUGAGUUCCUAAACAUGUCACAUGUACGGCUAAAAUAGACCCAGCUACAUGUUCAGCAGACGUACAAAUCUCACCUCACAGAGCGACAAUUUUUAUCCUUUUUGGAGGGAAGUGGGAGGUUGGGACUAUUACAAGGGAUACUCUUUUGUUUAUUUUCAUGUUGAUCCAUUUGAUAAGAAUCACAGUAUUUUCAUACAGGAUGAUCACAUGUGGCAUAUCAUUGCAUGAGCUAUUCUUUUGUUUUAAAUUAAAACUGACAAAUUUGA